AUGCAGCUACUCAAAGCCAUCACCCUCACCUCGGCAAUGCUGCCAGCCGCCCUCGCCAAGAUCGACCCCCUCCCAACCUCGACCGACGCAGAGUCGUACCUCUCCGACCACCCAAGCCUCUCCACCGUCGCCACCGGCACGCAAGCGACCUCCCUCGUCAGCGCCAUCUACAGCGCCGAGAAGAGCUGGAGGGACGAGGACAUGUACACGACCAUGUACUCGCACAUGUGGUCAGCCGCCGCCAAGGCCACCAACAGCCCCGACGUGGUCGCUUCGCUGGCCGUGACGGGCUGGUCAUACUGGGACACCACCGAGCAGAGCUGGUGGAAGGAUAACAUGCCGGACAAGGAGAAUAAGUUUGUGUCGGAGUACAUGUCGGAUUGGGAAAGCGCGUACCAGAAGGUGAUGGCAACCGCAACGGGAACUGGGUCCAAGGGCGCGGCGCCGCGGUGCACUGGAAUGGCGAUGGCUGGGGUUGCGGCUGGAGUGGCGGCGGGAGUCAUGGUUGCGAUGUGA
Molecule: messenger RNA, 516 nt
Organism: Colletotrichum chrysophilum
Lineage: Eukaryota; Fungi; Ascomycota; Sordariomycetes; Glomerellales; Glomerellaceae
Exons: 1
Coding region: 1-516 (171 amino acids)
Source: RefSeq, a predicted model, not a curated record